AUUUUUCAAACAUAUGUGAAUACAUAAAUAUAAAAUGGUUUUUGAAUCCUUGGUAACUGAGGUUUUAAACAGAUUUUUAGGCAGUUACAUUGAAAAUUUAGAUACUAAACAAUUAAAUAUUGGAAUAUGGGGAGGGGAUGUCGUUUUAAAAAAUCUGUCUAUUAAAAGCACAGCUCUAUCUGAUUUAGAUCUUCCCAUAAAGCUUUACCAAGGACAUUUAGGAAAAUUAACAUUAAAAAUUCCAUGGAAAAAUCUAUAUGCAGCCCCUGUUAUUGCAACAAUUGAUAGUUUAUUUAUUCUAUUAGUCCCAAAUUCUGUUGUAAAGUACGAUGAAAGGGCCGAGGAAAAAGGUAAGCAAGAGAUAAAACAGAAAGAACUCGAAAAGAUAGAAGAGGCUAAACGGAAACAAGAAUUGGCCAAAGCCGAAUCUGGGACUAAACAAGACACCUUUGUGGAAAAAUUGGUGUCCCAAAUCAUCAAAAAUUUGCAGAUCAAAAUUACGGGCAUUCAUUUGAGAUACGAGGAUACGUUUUCUAAUCCCGAAAAACCUUUCGCCUUCGGAGUCACCCUUAAUUAUUUGUCGUUUGAUACAACAAACGAAGAUUGGAAGCCUUGCAUAGCUACUCAAGCUAUCAAAAUGAUUUAUAAAAUCGUUAGGCUAGACGCCCUCAGCCUUUACUGGAAUAGUGAUAUGCCUUCCCAUUCUAGCUUCAUCCAUUUAAAUCGAGAUGAUGUUAUGAAGGAAUUUCGAAACGGUAUCGCUCAUUCGAGCCAACUUACCAAAGAAACCACGAGUUCCAACACCAACUUACAACCCAAUAAACAAUCGGAAAUUCAGUUGAGCUCGUCAACGGCCAGAAAGGAUGAAACACUCCAAAUAUCAGAGCGAUCUUUCCCGCUAUCAUAUGAAAAAUCGCCAGAGUGCAUUCUCGAAAAUGCGAAUAAAACCGAAUUCUUACCGCCCGGUUAUAGCUAUAUACUGAGGCCUCUCACAUCUUUAGCUCAAUUAAGGCUGAACCCUAAACCGGAGCUAGACGGGUCCAACUUUAGCACACCUAAAAUGUUACUCAAUCUAAUCAUACAAGGGAUAUCUAUUGGGCUGAGCCAGUUUCAGUAUCAAGAUGUAUUGGAGUUACUCGAGAGUCUGGAAACGUUGAAUCUCAAAUCCAAGUAUCGUAAAUACCGACCUCAUCUGCAAGUCUAUAAAGAUAAUUACGAAAAAUGGUGGCAUUUCGCUAUGACCAGCGUGAUGGAAGUAAUAGUCAGGCCUAAACUGAGGCAAUGGAGUUGGAAACAUAUAUCGGCGCACAGGGAAUUAGUUAGGGAAUACUCGGAGGCGUACAAGAUUAAGCUGACGACGAAAAAAUUGCCCUUAGACGUUAAAAAUACUUUGGAUGAGGCGGAAAGGCAGUUAGACGUAUUUAACAUAACCCUGGCCCGCCAAAAGGCUGCACUCGAAGUUAAAAGGCUCGAAGUCAACCGGUCGACCAGCAACGCUAACGCUGGGUGGUUGGGAGGUUGGUUUUCUUGGGGCUCUUCCAGCGAUAACAAAAAGACGUCGGACUUGGAUCCCAAAAACGCAGGGAUUGCUGCCAAGUUUAAUGAAGCCAUGUCGCCAGAGGAAAGAAAGAAAUUGUAUCAAGCCAUUGAUUACACCGAGUCCGGCGUACCCCCAGAAUAUCCGAGAGAAUUUGUUCAAAACGUUUACCAUUUCAAAUUGCUCCAACUCUCGUUGACGUUGUUUACAAAGGAAGACACUAUAAGAGAUAAUAGACUGACGGAAAUGGUACUAAAUGGACUCGGGGUUACGUUUGAACAAUGUCCUGGUGCCGAUGCCUCACAGUUAGAAGUGUCUAUGGACAACUUCGAUGUCAGUGGCAAAUCUAACCCGCAUCAAACCAACCCCCUCAUCAUAAAAACCAUAAAGUCGGAUGAGAAUGAAAACCUCGUGCACUGCCUUUUCGAGUCAAACCCACUGGACAAUUCCUGCGACCAGAGGCUCCACCUGACGGCUAACCCUCUACAGAUCGUUUACGACGCGGGUACCAUAAAUAAACUCAGCGAGUUUUUCAAGCCUCCAGAAUCCGUCAAACUUAAACAGUUACAAAACGCGGCAGUUUCUACCCUGGAGGAUGUUAAACAAAAUACGGCUACGGGUUACAAAUACGCUCUAGAAAAGCGUAAGAUAUUAGAUCUUAAAGUCAAUAUCAAAUCUUCCCACAUUAUUAUACCCAAUCGAGGCGUGUAUAAAGAUGAUUCCGACAUAAUUCUAAUUGAUUUGGGUAAUUUCUCCAUGUUUUCCGUCAAAGAUGAUCCCGAUGUAAGACAAGAUCUUUCUAUAUACGAUACGAGGUCGUCCCUCGUCCCUACCAUCAAUAAUAAAGAAAUCGAAGACUUGAUGGAAAAAUCUUAUGAUAAAGUCGAAGUGAAAAUGGAUAGGAUCCAAAUGCUAUACGCCACUAAAGAUGAUGAUUGGAAGCACCACAAAUCUAUGGAUGACUCACCACUGCAUAUUUUGAAACCUGGCGCAAUCAAAGUACUCCUCGAAAAAUCAAUAAUAAUGGACGACCCUAAAAUUCCAAGAAUACGGAUAUUUGGCGUCCUACCCGACGUAACCCUAGACAUAUCCGACAAACGACUGGAAGACGUGCUCAAGCUUAUUUUAAGCGUUCCUAGGCCUCAACCGGCUCCUCAAAAUAUCGAUAACGAAACUAUUUUCCCUUCUGAAUCUGCGCCCCAUUCCCCUUCUCCACAGGACGUUUUGUUAAAAAAGGGCGCGAAAUCUAGUUCAGAUAAUAACGCCCACGCAUCUGACGCGUUAAGGCUGGCGGAAGAAGAAGUAAUCAAUACCGCUAUUGACGAAGACUCGGAUAGAAGUAAAAAAGUUAACGAACAGGCUAACCUUAAUGUGCACCUGACUUCCCUAAUGCUCAACUUCGAAUUGAAGCUAUUACGCCUCAAUUUAUACCGAGUCAAGGCCGGCGUUCCCAGAAUUAAACCCAAAGGUGACGAAGUAGAUUCAAUUAAACCUUCGAAGGACAAGGAAAGAAUAAUGAGUUUUUCGAUUAACUCUUUAGGAGCCUACGUUGAAUCCAAGACAUUUGAAACACUCAUUAAAGCUCAUCUCAAAGCUAUAGUGCUCGAAAAUUUCGAGUAUGCAGAGCCAUCAGGCCAUCUAUAUUUGAUCAACUCAUCCGCGGGCAUUGAUCAACACUUUUUAUCCUGCAAAAUAAUAAUCGCCAAUAUAAACGGUCCCGAUUUUGUGACCGAAUACUGCAUGACCGAAAAAAGAUUGGAUCUGAAAUUUUGUCCGCUCAACCUUAAAUUGCACCAAAAGGCCCUGUUAACUUUACUGAAGAUGGGCGAAGCCUUGAUUGCCGAAAUGACACGAAUCAGUUUGAUCGAUGCCCAGGAGAAGCAUACCAAGUUCCAGGACGAAACGAGGUUACAAACGGUGUCCACCAAGGGAAGUUUCAAGAAAAAGAGAAUGGGAAUCAGUUUUGACGAGGGAUCAUUAGGCCACUCUUUGCAAAGUCAAAAAAAGCUUACCCAAGGUAAGAUGAGUGUAUCGCCUUCAGCUCUAUCCACCUUUUCGAGUAGCAUAAAUCAGAAUUACACCACUCCACCUUCAUCAAUCAAACCUCGUGAUUCUAAUAUGUCUAUCUUAUCUACUACUUCACCGGUACCUUCAAAGUUGGCACCAUUAGUAAUGACUCCUAGAAAGAACAAAAAUGGCGUCAAAGUGACUGACAUGUUUAUACAGGUUAAUAUCCAAUCCGUAUCGCUCAACAUAUGUGACGUUUCUCUUGAUUUGGCCACCAUUUCCAUUAUCGGCCUAAAGUCCAACGUUAUGACACGGCGGGAUAAAACCCAAAUAGAUGCUGAACUGGCCGAUAUCUCGAUUCAAGAUAACACAUUUUUAUCUCGCAAGCCAUCUAACGAUAUCCCUUAUUAUCACGGACAAAUUUUAGGCAGCAUUUUAACUAACUACAGGCCUUCCUCCUCCGCAUAUGCUAGCCCAACCAACGAAACCUUGGCAUCCCCUUCCUAUAACCGGAAAGCCUUUGGAGAAUCUCCAAACUUCAAAACUCCUUCAAAACUGAUAACUUCAGAAAGCCUCGUCAAAGCUACCUUAUACCUCUUCAACAACGGGCCCAAUAACGACUUUUGGAAGCAAAACCCCUCAUUUCAAGGCUUCUACAGACGGAAUAUUUUGUACGACAUAAACAAAACCGAUAUCAAAGUCGAUGUAACACUAGGAGGCUUAAGGGUCGUUGUUUUACUUCCAUUUUUCGCCCGAUUGCAGUCCGUGAUAGAAACGUUUUCAUCAGACGCCAAAUCUAAGAUGGCAGAAGCUACCUCCGCUGCUGCGGCUGAAGUAGCCAGCAACCUGAGUAAAACGGCCUCGCGUAUUUUAUUGCGCGUCGAAAUGAGGGCACCCGUUUUCGUCAUUCCUCGAGGAAAUUCUUUUCCCGAUGCCGCCAUAUUGGAUCUGGGAACCCUCAGAUUGGCCAAUCGAUUUGCUUUAACACCGCCCGCAUUGCUUAAACAGAAAGUUCCAAACGAUUCGCAUAGUAUAAAUAAUUCGUUGGACGAUGAAAUUACUUUGAAAUCUCUCAAAAAUUAUGAUGCCCAAGGAACAUCACCCGCGAUUAUGGACAAAAUGAUGUUAGAGUUGACCGAUUUCAAAAUAUCACGGGUCAUAAUGGACGAGACGAAUACUUCGAAUAUUAAGGCUGAAGUUAUGAUUUUGGAACCUGCCAACAUAAACCUGGAGAUCAGAAGAAAUUUGAGCUUCGAAGAGCAUAACUCUAUACCGGAAAUUGAUAUAACUGGCCAUUUGUCGAAAGUUCACACAGGCUUCACCCCCAAAGUAGAUUCUACCAAUACGAAUUAUGAAGAUUAUUCCGAAGUUAAAGGAAUUGAGAUAAGCCUAAGUGAAGAUGACCUCAAUACUGUUAUGAACAUAGUCAACGAAAACCUUUCGGCCAAAUCUCCCAGCGUCGACGAUUCUUCUCAGUUCAACAAGCAGGACAAACAAGAUAUCGUCGGUUCGAUGGCCACACCAAAAUCGCAGCAAAAACCGAAAUCGUCCAGAUUGAGCACCGAAAAUAUUGCCGCGCAAACCAUUAAUCUGAGGAAAUCCUUGAUGUUAGGACCGAUCGUCGAAGAAAGAAAAUCUCUAAAAUCUGAAUCUAGAAAGAGCAAGAGCGGUAAAGAUAACAAGGAAACCCCUGGUACCGGCGACAAAAAAUCAGUUUCGCCUGUCAAAAUAAGCUUCAAGUUUCAAUUCGAUAAAGUAGCAGCCGCUCUCUAUUAUGGGUCAUCCAACCUGAGUAAAGGUGGAGUUUGCGAAAGGGAUAGUAAAAAGGCUCUUUCCCGCAUUCAACUCAUAUACAUCCACCUGACAGGUCACAUGAAGUCCGACAAUUCCCUCGACACCAAAAUAUCCCUUUACGAUUUGUCGCUUGAAGAUAAAAGACCUUUAUUUCAAUCCGGGAUUACCAAGAUGAUAGAGAUGAGAAAAAUUAAUGAGCCCGAGUUGAUUAACCACACUAUAAGUCCUGAUAGUGAACACCAUGGCAAGAUGAGUCAUUUGAUAAACUUCGAAUUUCUCAAAGACGCUAAUUCUAACAUGACCAUCAAUGCCGCCAUCAAUAAGCUAUACGCUUGCGUUUGUAUCGACUUUUUGAGGUCGGUCGGUGAUUUUUUUACCAAAAACAUGCCUUCCAGCGAAAAUGACGUUAACAAACCAAUCGCUAAAGCGCGAUCCGCCGUUCAGGCCACUCAAACAGAUAAAACAACCAAAGAACAGAUUGCGGUUGAUUCUAAGACCACUCCCAGUAUUUAUAUUCGAUUUUCUUUGAACGAGCCCGAAAUUAUAUUGAUUGAAGAUCCUCUUGACUGGAAUACGAAAGCUUUAAUACUCACGCUUCAAUUGGGGUUUUUGUACGAUCGAACGCCUGACAAAACUUUGAUGGACGGAAAGCUUCACAAACUGCAAAUUAUUGCUUGCCCUUUCCCGAAACACUUGAGGGAAGGUAACACGGCACAGAUUUUAAACCCGCUCAAUGUAAUUGUAACAUGUGAUUCUUUAACCAAACUCGGACAAAAAAUACUAGCUCAGGUGUCGGACAUCGUUUUGAAUAUAUCGCCCGCGACUAUCAGAGUACUCACAGCCGUGACUAGUAUCAAAGGCCCUCCCAAGCCUGCUGAGACGGAAGAGGAUUUGCUAGCACUUCCAGAAAAUUUGUGGGCUAUCAAAGAUUUAUCCACCUGCGAUUAUUGGUUUCUUCAUACCGAACUAGGAGAUGAAGCUUUGGACUCAUUGAGCAUGGAAACAAAGGCCCUCUCAGAUGAAGCCAGAGAGGACGAGUUGUUGUUACAACAACAGCAAUUAUUGCAACAAGAAAACCUAUAUAGCGAGACCCCCGAAGGUAGUGAGGAAGAUAGCCAAUAUGAAAAAGAAAAAUAUAUGGAACAAAUUGAUCUCUCAAUUAACAGCAUUCUGAUAACUAUUGAAGCCGGGGUCGACAAUAGGACUGUCCCUAUGAUCAAAACUCAAUGCAAAAUACUCACGGCUAAACUUCAAGAUUGGAGUGGCAAACAGAUGAAAGCUAGGCUUAAACUUAGUCUUGAAGCUGGGUAUUACAACGAAUACCUAGCCCUGUGGGAACCACUGAUAGAGCCAUUGGUUAGCCACGAUGACCAAGCGGAAUACGUUCCCGAGGCGGGGAUCUAUCGUUCCGACAAAGUUCAGAGACCCUGGGAGCUAACUAUAGAUCUCAAAAACAAUCCCGACUAUUUAGAGGAAGAAAGGGAUACCGAACCCACAUCCCCCAUAGCGCCUUCUGAUUCUAAAUCGAAUAAUGCUCUCAUGAGAGCCGAAGAAUUGGCCCAUUUGCCUUCUACUUAUAUAGAGAUUACGUCCAAGGAUUUGCUUAAUCUAACAUUCACAAAAUGUUGCCUACAAAUGCUAAAUAAUCUUUCAACGGCAUUCAAAGAUGCUGUCAACCAAAAAGAACCCAAGAUGAAAAGCGAAGACUUGAAUUCUCCCUACGUUGUUAUAAACUCUUUGGGAGCAGAAGUUUACGUAGAACCCGAUAGAAAUCUUAAGUUUGACACCCCUGCUAAACACAGAACCUUGUUGAACGGUCAAACAGUUAACUUAUUCUUAGCUAGCCAAGAUUCGGAUUUUAUAUACAAGACCGGAGCAAAAAUCUCUUAUGACAAAAAAACAAAAGAUGGGAGCCCGACAUUAAAUCGAAAAAAUAAAAAUGGCAGGUCAUCGUUUUUGUCUAAUGAGAAAAGCCAGGACAACUUCUUGGAUCUUAAAUUUCCAGAAAAUGAUUCUGCAUAUAGGAGAAUAGCUAUUAAUCAAGUGAGAAAGAUAUUUCUGGAACUACCUAUUAACCAAGGCGGCGAACUGAAAUAUCAGGGUGUUAUAGUCGAAAUUACAUCUGUUUAUGGGUGCAAGAAAAUUAUUAUUCAAUCACCGCUAAAGCUUAUAAACUACUUUUCCGUUCCCAUCGAAAUAUUCAUCUUUAAAUCCAAACAAAAUUCUCUCACUAAGUUGAUAACGUUAGCCACCGAUCAACAAUGGAGUGUGCCGAUUCAUAUGGUCUAUACAUACGCUCGUUUUUAUUUCAAGCCAUCUAAUGAACCGUACGACGUGUCAAAAGAUGGCGUGGAUUGGAAAAACAACAAUAACUCUACCACCAAUUUAAAAUAUGUGAUAUCCUGCCCGCCGCAAAAUCCUCAAUACGAGCCUUUCUACUUAUCGAUUACUGAGCUAUCCGAAUCGAUAUACGGUGGAAGUGAGAAUGAACCUAUCAGAGACUUCAAAGCAGCUAGAACCCGCACGUUGCACAUUAUGCCCACUGUUACUCUCAUCAACCUUUUGCCUUAUACGUUAACGCAUAAACUCAGCAAUUCAAAUACCGAAGUUGAAAUAAAACCCGGUGAUACGUCGGCUCUAUACAACGCUUGUAUAGGAAAAUCUAACAUAGAAAUUAAGAUCAAAAAUUAUAUAGACAGGGAUUGGACCUGUUCCUUGCCACUUAACCCCGCCGUGGAAGAAUUUCAAGUUAGAGCCUUCACAGCCCCUUCUAAGCGACAAGGCGGAAAAAUUUAUUCUUUGGACACCGGUUUUCAUUCUUUCAAGAACAAGGGAAUGAUGGAGAUAAGUCUGUUUAGCCCCUAUUGGAUGGUUAAUCAGACCGGCUUGACGCUAUUCUAUCAACAAGCCGAAGCCAUGUACAAUCCAAGUCCCAUGAAAAAAGAACGAGAAGAAGAUUCUCCCACGAUAGUUGAACACAAACCCGGUCAUUCACUGCCUUUCUUGUUUUCCUUCAAACCUAAAGCGUUUUUCUCCAAGAAAAAAGUAUGCAUCAAAAUAAACGAUUCUGAUUGGUCCGAGAAAUUUUCUUUGGACACUGUCGGAAGCUCGGGCGUUUUAUCCUGUAAACGCGGUGACUCCUCUUACGAAAUAGGAGUGGAUAUAGUAUUAUCCAAAACAGGCUUUACAAAAGUGGUAACCUUCAUACCUUAUUACACCAUCAAUAAUAAAUCAAAGUUGGAUAUAAUGUACAAAGAGUAUCUGGCAGCUUAUCCCAAACUGGAAGACAUUCAAAAGUGGCAAACGAUUGCAGCCGGAGACUGCUUACCUUUUUGGCCUAAACAAUCCCCUUCCAAUAAAAAUAUGGCCCUGAUGGCAAAAUUCAAAGACAGCGACACGUGUACGACCCCUUUCCCUAUCAAUAGAGCACACAACACGCUUUUGAAAUUGGAUAAUGUGUAUGGGGGAAUUAACGUAGAAUGCCACGUUUCAGAAAUCGCCGCUACUAUAACCUUUGAUCAAUAUUACCAUGGACAGGCAGUGAUUCUAUUAAUAAAUCAAACAGGCGACGAUGUAUUGCAGUAUUAUCAAAGUGGGACCAAAGUAGUGUUUAAAUUGCCUCCCAACAAAUCGGUACUCUACUCCUGGCAGGACGCACUACAAGAAGACAAAUCGUUGGUAUGGUCUUGCGGUGAUAAGAAAAAUCAAAAAUUCGAUAUGAUUAAAGACGGCUUUGGGGAUUUGAAUUCAGCCGAAAAUCAUCACAAAAUAUAUUGGGUCUCUUUCCUGGAUGGAACUCAAAGAGUGUUAAUGUUUACCGAAGAUUUGGCUCUCAUAUGCAUAGCCCAACAAGCUGGCGAGCUUGAAAAAGUGGAGCGAGAAAUCGAAUUAAACAUAGAGGGUGUAAGUCUCUCCCUGGUCGACAAUUGGAAGACUACUAGGGAAAUCGCGUACGCUAGUAUAAUUAGUUCCGGAGAACCGAUUUGGGAAAUCAGCUCUUCUUCUUUUAACUCCGCACACGCGCUCUCCUCGGGAAACGCCUUUAAAAAAUUCAACGCUGCGAUGGGAGAAUAUACGCCUACCAAAGAUACUAACAAGAGCGUUAAAUUUAAAACACUUAAGGUUAAGGAAGAGGCCGCGUUGGAAAAAGCUUACCAAUAUUAUUCUAACGAAUACAGUUAUGGAAUGUACGGAGCGGAGACUAACUUAAAUCUCGCCGCUAGAUACAACGAUAUUUUGGUCAAAUCUUCUCCGAAUAAUAUUUUUAACAAAUCAGGUUUAUUCUUGGAUUUUGAUCGCAUGGCAAUCGUUAAACUCAAAUCCAACAACAUCAAAAAUUUAUAUUCUACGUCCGACAUUAAUUAUUUUUACGCCUUGAAACGGACCUUCAGACCCGGCUUAUGGAUUCAAUACAAAACAUCUCCGCAUCAAGUUCAGCUACACGCCAAGAUGAAUAAAUUACAAAUCGACGACCAACUUCCGGCCUGCACAUUUCCGGUCAUUUUAGGCCUAACCCCACUUCCAAAAUCCAUAUCCGCCGAAUCAUCCGUUCCCAAACCUUUUGUCGAAGCCAGCAUGCUCAGACGAAACUCGGAACAUAGCGGUGGCGUGGCUCAGGUCAAAUAUUUCAAGGUUCUAGUUCAGGAAACAUUUGUACGAAUCGACCAGGGUUUCAUAGACUCCGCGAUAGCAUUUUUUACGGAAACCAUAGCUACGUCCUCUACCUCCGAACAGAUCAGUCUUAUCCAUGAAGAUUUUAAUACUGACUUAUCCACGGCCAAACAAGACAUGGUUAGGGCGUCUGCCGAUAGAGUUAUGUCGACAGGGCAGAAGGUGUUUUACGAUUUUCUUCACUUUUCUCCCAUUAAAAUUCACCUCUCUUUCUCGUUGCAAAGCAAUCAGGAUGGUACACAUUAUCAGGACGAGAACGGUCUUACUUCGAGCAUGAACAGAGACAAUAUAACUGCUUUCCAGCAACAACAGCAGCAGCAUUCUCAACAAUCUCAAACCCGGGAGAGCGCUUCUUCCGAAAUCACCAUAAGUCCUGCCAAUAGUAAUUAUCCAACUACACCUACGCCAGGCGGAGCCCAAGCUCCCGCUCUGAGAUCUGCCGCCCUUAAUUUUUUGCUUCAAAGCGUGGGCGUAACUUUGGCCGAUAUUGACGACGUCGUAUUCAAGCUGGCUUAUUUUGAACGCAAUUAUCGGUUCUAUACCCAGGCCCAACUCACACAUGAAGUAACAAAACAUUACGCGACUCAGGCUCUCAAGCAAAUGUACGUUUUAGUUCUGGGAUUAGAUGUACUGGGCAACCCUUUCGGGCUUAUUAGAGGUCUAACGGAAGGCAUGGGAGAUCUAUUUUACGAACCUUAUCAAGGUGCAAUUCAGGGUCCAGAAGAAUUCGCUCAAGGCUUAGCUUUAGGCGUUCGAAGUCUCUUUGGACAUACGAUAGGCGGCGCAGCUGGAGCCGUCUCCAGAAUAACUGGCACACUAGGCAAGGGCUUAGCCGCGCUCACUAUGGAUCAGGAUUAUCAAAAGUCUCGAAGAGAGGAAAUGAACAAACGCCCGGCUGAUUUGAAAGAAGGCGUCGCGCGGGGCGGCAAAGGGCUAGUUAUGGGAUUUUACGAAGGCGUUACGGGUAUAGUAAAAAAGCCGAUAGAGGGCGCUAAACAGGAAGGAGCUACCGGGUUUUUUAAAGGGUUUGGCAAAGGAUUAGUUGGAGUAGUGGCUAGGCCUACUUCGGGCGUCGUUGAUUUCGCUUCCUCUUCCUUCCAAGGUAUUAAAAGGCUGGCGGAAAAUGUAGAAGAGGUACACCGAUUAAGGCCUAGGAGGUAUAUCCAAAAGGACGGUGUCAUUAGACCUUACGAUUACAAUGAGGCGGAAGGAUACGAAAUUUUCAGGGCAGUUGAAAAAGGACUUUCCGAACAAACCUACGUUUACCAUACUUUUUUAACGCCCGAUAUGAAAAAUGUGCUUAUAUUGACCAACGAGAGCAUAUUCAUGAUUUCCAAAGGCGAAUUAUUCGGACAAUGGGUCAUAAAUUGGUCCAAUAAUUGGGACAAAGUCAAGCAGCCAAUCUAUUCAGACAAACUUGGCGGGAUUAAGAUAGAAUUUAAAGGUGAACCCAAGAAAAAGAAAUGCAUUCAAUCCCUUAUGUCCAAGGACGACGAAAAUUUCCACGUUAUUCAUUUAAAAAAUAAAAAUAGAGCUGAGAUAAUAAUUGGAAAAAUCAAUGAUAUAUUAGAAAAUUCAACUCAAGGAUUAUGACUAGAAAAAUAGAUUAUGCAAAAAUUUAUUUCUAUUCUAGCUUUAAAUCACAAGCUUCUUCCUUUUGUAUAAUUUGUUAUCAUUUUUUUUUAAUUUACCAAAUGAUGUUCUAUUUUUUAGCAACAUUGAUUUUGUCUAAAUUUAUGAGCUCUUAUACAAUUAAAAUAUGUUGCCAAAUAUAUCUAUUUUUAAUCAUUAAUUUUUUUUAAAAUCGCCUUAUAUCUGAUGUAAUUAUUUGAGUGCUAAAGGCCUUAGGUAAAAUAUAACGUCAAUAUGAAUAGUUUAUAUAAUAUAAAUAGAUACUAGCCAAUAAAAAAAUUAUAUAAAUAUAGAUAGAU
Molecule: messenger RNA, 11940 nt
Organism: Gordionus sp. m RMFG-2023
Lineage: Eukaryota; Metazoa; Nematomorpha; Gordioida; Chordodea; Parachordodidae
Product: intermembrane lipid transfer protein VPS13A-like
Exons: 79
Coding region: 35-11602 (3855 amino acids)
Biological process (GO): protein retention in Golgi apparatus; protein targeting to vacuole
Cellular component (GO): extrinsic component of membrane
Source: RefSeq, a predicted model, not a curated record